AUGUGGGCAGUGGUGGAUGCUGGCACGAAGACGGAGGGAGGGCAUUCUCUCGCCGGACGACGCCAGUUGAACGCCAAGGUCCAAGGAGCCGUGGCGGUGUAUAGGGAUGUUAUGGAUACAGCAGCCGAGAAGAAGCCGUUGAAUAGCAGCCCUGGUUCCGUUAAGACCGAAGCGAGCUCACAGAACACCCAGAAACCCAUCAACAGCGUCACGGAGGACACCACUUACUAUCGAGCCACUCAACGAGCAAAGCAGUUGACGGAGUCCUGUGGUGUCGGGACGUUCGACGGCGAUAACGGCAAGUUUAUAUCAUUUAUAGACAACCUACAGAGUGCUUUACGUUGCAUCCCGUUUGUAUCGGCGGCGGCCAAAAUAGA
This is a messenger RNA of Perkinsus marinus ATCC 50983, 377 nucleotides long. RefSeq lists its product as hypothetical. The record is from RefSeq and is a predicted model, not a curated record. The transcript has a single exon. NCBI's taxonomy places the organism in Eukaryota, Perkinsozoa, Perkinsida, Perkinsidae. The annotation marks the transcript as partial.